GGCUAAAUCACAGACAUAGCCAUGGCAGCUUCACUAACACUUUUCCUUCUUCCCCUUUUUCUCUCUCCUUUCACAUCCAAAUCCCUCGCCGCCGCCGCCACCACCGCCGGCAAAUGUGACGGCGUCUUCUCCGACCACCACUCAUCCCUCCAAAUCCUCCACAUCAACAGCCCCUGCUCCCCUUUCCGUUCUACACAACCACUCUCAUGGGAACAAACCGUACAUGAAUCCCAAUCCAAAGACCAUGCAAGAUUUCAGUACCUAUCCAGCCUCGUCGCCGGCAGAUCCGUUGCUCCCAUUUCUUCCGGUCAGAUCCUACAGACCUCAAAUUACCUUGUUAGAGUCAAAGUCGGAACUCCGCCGCAGGUUUUCUUGAUGGCCGUUGAUACCAGCAACGACGCUGCUUGGGUUCCAUGCGGCGGUUGCACCGGUUGUCCCUCAGCCGUCUUCUCGUCGGAAAAAUCCACCUCUUUCUCCCCUGUCGCCUGUAAUGCUGUUCAAUGCAAUCAGGUGCCGAACACUGUCUGUAACAGCGGUUCAUGCAACUUCAACACGACAUACGGCGGUUCAACAAUAGCAGCAAAUCUCUCAAAAGACACUUUCCGUCUCGCCGCCGAUGACAUUCCCGGCUAUACAUUCAGCUGCAUCGAGAAAGUGACCGGCGCCUCAUUCCCACCUCAGGGUCUAUUAGGGCUUGGCCGUGGCCCUCUCUCUCUUCUUUCUCAAACCCAAAGCCUUUAUCAAUCCACAUUCUCAUAUUGCUUACCCAGCUAUAAAGCUUUAAACUUUUCCGGUUCACUCAGACUCGGACCGAUUGCCCAACCAAAGAGAAUCAAAUACACUCCCCUCUUAAGAAACCCUAGAAGAUCAUCUUUAUACUAUGUCAAUUUGUUAUCAAUUAAGGUCGGCAAGAGAAUAGUCGAUAUCCCUCCAUCCGCAUUCGCCUUAAACGCCACCACCGGCGCCGGUACAAUCAUAGAUUCCGGUACUGUGUAUACUAGACUGGUAAAGACGGCGUACGAGGCUGUUAAGAAGGAGUUCCGGCGAAGAAUGGGGACGGCGACAGUUUCGAGUCUGGGUGGAUUUGAUACUUGUUAUACUGUUCCGAUUACGAUACCUUCGAUAACUUUGAUGUUCGCCGGAGCUAAUGUGACUUUGCCUCAAGAUAAUUUCCUUAUUCAUAGCAGCUCGAGCAGCACAAGUUGUCUUGCUAUGGCGGCGUCGCCGGAUAAUGUGAAUUCAGUACUUAAUGUGAUUGCUAGCUUUCAACAGCAGAAUCAUCGUUAUCUGUUUGAUGUUUCAAACAAUCGUCUUGGAAUUUCCCGUGAGAAUUGCUCCUAGAGAAGAACAAAUAAUAAUCUAUAUAAUUAUUAACAAAAAAAAAAGUUCUGCAAUGAUUUGUUUUGAGAAUUUCUGUGUUGGGUUUUCUAGUUUUUUUUUUUAUUUGUAUUGUAGUGCUACUGCAAGGAGAAAUUAAUGAAUGAAUAUUGUUGCAA
This is a messenger RNA of Impatiens glandulifera, 1496 nucleotides long. RefSeq names its product aspartyl protease AED3-like. NCBI's taxonomy places the organism in Eukaryota, Viridiplantae, Streptophyta, Magnoliopsida, Ericales, Balsaminaceae. Gene Ontology annotation, molecular function: aspartic-type endopeptidase activity. Gene Ontology annotation, biological process: proteolysis. The coding region runs from base 22 to 1341 and encodes 439 amino acids. The transcript has 3 exons. The record is from RefSeq and is a predicted model, not a curated record.